AUGUGGCAGGUAGAUGCCACUUCUAUUGUAGCCAGUCCCCCUCAAACCAAGCCACCGGACAUAAGCGUGGCCAGCAGCGGCAUAAAUAUGGACAAACCCUCGGUCACUCAGUUUAAAGCCCGGCGCUCAUUGCGGUCACAGAAACCUCCCUCUUCAUAUGACAGUAGUUCUGCUGGAAGCUCUUCAUCCCAGACUUCCACCACGACUAUGAAUUAUCCCCCGUUCGACUCCCUCAGCGGGGUGCGCAAGCGCACCUUGUCUUCUACGUUUAACGAUGAUGAUCCCAUCUACGGCGGCGGCAAUAAACGCCUUCGAAGAGAUUCAAGCUUUGCUGGCAGCGCCAGCUUUGAUGUCUCAAUGGCAUCGAUUUCUUCGGCGAGCAUGUCUACGAUCACGUCCGAUUUACGGCGCUUUCCUCGAAGCCAAGGAUUGCGCAGAACCUCUUCAGCGAGCUUUCUGUCGUCUCGCAGCAGCUCAAGGAGCGUCACGCCUGCGUAUUACGAAGCCGAGGACAGAUUCACAAUGCCCGCACGCAUCAGUUCUCCCUUCCUUGGGCUGGACCCUCCGAGUCGGGCAGCAACGCCAGUCGUGUCCGCUUACACAACUAAUUACAUAUACUCUGCGAUAUCAGCAAAACACUUCUUCCGGGAAACGAGGACGACCAUCGACUACACGCCCCCAGAUCCCCCUACUGAAGGUCCGAUUACCUCACCACCUAUGCUCUGGUCCGCCGACAACCUUCUCUUUUUCCCCCGAGGAAGCCGCAUGCACUACAAGAACAUGUCAGCUGCCGAAGACUCGGAGGUAUUCCAGUUGUGCAGACUGCAAGAAAAAUCGGGCCAGUUUACCGCGCUGGAAUGCCGCCCUGACGUGCCUAACAUGCUGGCUGUUGGCACAUCCGGAGGCACCGUACAGCUGUGGGAUAUCAGCACGAAGACGAAGACGCUGCAAUUCUCGACCAAGGGCGUAACGGCUAUGAGUUGGAACGGCGCGAUCCUUAGUGUCGGAAACAAGAAAGGUGGCAUACGUCACUUUGACACACGCAUCAAUCCUUCGACGAAAAUGAAGGAACAAGCUAAGAGGGUGACAAGGCAUCAGGCCUAUAUCUCAACCCUUGCCUGGAACGUCGAUGGACGACUUCUUGCUAGCGGCGAUUCGAACGGGACCGUAUAUUGCUGGGAUGCCCGGGGCCGUACUCCCCUUGAUACUGGCGAGUUCGUCCAGCGACGAAAGAAAAUACAGCACGACGGACCGAUCACGGCUCUGACUUGGUGUCCAUGGAAGCCCAAGUUGCUCGUCACUGGCGAUUCCUCGUCGAAGGGCAAGAACUUAAUACGCCUGUGGGACGUCUCACUCCCUCCACCGGGAAGUAACCCUCUCGUCACUCAUCCCGAUCCGGUAUGCAAUGCCGCCAAGCCCGGAAGAAUCGAAAUGGACGCGCAAAUCACUGGGCUUUAUUUCUCUAUCGAAUGCCAGGAGCUCCUGAGUACCCAUGGUCCAGGCUCGGACGAAGUGAUUGCUCGUACAUCGGGCGUUCAGGCUGAUCGCCCCAUGCCCCGGGGCCUCACCGGCAAUACCAUCUCCGUCCAUUCUCUGCCAAUGCUCCGCCACAUCAUCACGGAGCCCAUCGCCAUAGGAAUCAAAGGCGUCUCGGGGGGUUGCCUGAAUCCUACUGGCAUGAAGAUGGCGUUCUCCCUCCCGAGCGAAAAGAAAAUCAAGGUGUACGAUGUCUGGGGAAAGCGCAAGGAAAUAAAAAAGACGCCGAGUUUCGCGAAGUUAAUUCGGUAA
This is a messenger RNA of Pleurotus ostreatus (oyster mushroom), 1788 nucleotides long. RefSeq lists its product as uncharacterized. The transcript is spliced from 3 exons. Gene Ontology annotation, cellular component: anaphase-promoting complex. Bases 1 to 1788 code for a protein of 595 amino acids. Lineage: Eukaryota; Fungi; Basidiomycota; Agaricomycetes; Agaricales; Pleurotaceae. Gene Ontology annotation, biological process: positive regulation of anaphase-promoting complex-dependent catabolic process; anaphase-promoting complex-dependent catabolic process; positive regulation of ubiquitin protein ligase activity. The record is from RefSeq and is a predicted model, not a curated record. Gene Ontology annotation, molecular function: anaphase-promoting complex binding; protein binding; ubiquitin ligase activator activity.